Cydia splendana is the source of this 1724-nucleotide messenger RNA. RefSeq names its product sucrose-6-phosphate hydrolase-like. NCBI's taxonomy places the organism in Eukaryota, Metazoa, Arthropoda, Insecta, Lepidoptera, Tortricidae. Gene Ontology annotation, biological process: carbohydrate metabolic process. Gene Ontology annotation, molecular function: beta-fructofuranosidase activity. The transcript has a single exon. Bases 54 to 1541 code for a protein of 495 amino acids. The record is from RefSeq and is a predicted model, not a curated record. Gene Ontology annotation, cellular component: cytoplasm.
CAUCAUUAUUAUCCGAACGUAACUUAGGCGCAGGUCGCCUGUGCUUAAACAAUAUGACGGAGACGGUUUUAAAGAUUAUACUUAUUUCACUCGUAUAUAAUAUUGGAGCUCAUGGACAAGUAGUUAAUGACAGGUACUACCCACGCUACCACCUGGCUCCGCCCUACGGGUGGAUGAACGAUCCCAACGGAUUUUGUGUCUACAACAACGAGUACCAUCUCUUCUACCAGCACAACCCUAACAGCAGCUUGACUUCCACGCUCGUGCAUUGGGGUCAUGCCAAGAGCCCCGACCUCGUCAGCUGGGAACACCUCCCCAUUGCCAUGUACCCUGACCAGUGGUACGACGCAGGUGGAGUGUUUUCUGGAAGUGCGCUAGUUGAAAAUGAUACUAUGCACAUAUUCUACACUGGAAAUGUUAACUUAGAAGGACAAACGCCUGACCAUGCCAAUAGGCAAGCUUACGCAACGAGUACAGAUGGAGUCACUGUUACUAAAUACGCAAGUAACCCGAUAAUUCCCGGUGAUGACCGCCAGCCAAAUUUUCGUGACCCCAAAGUUUGGAAACACGAAGAUACGUACUACAUGGUCUUGGGAAAUUCCUACAAUAACGACAGCUUAGGUCGCAUUCUUCUUUACUCCUCCACUGACAAGAUAAGUUGGAACGAAGUGUCUGUUCUCGACCAAUCUACCGGCACUCUUGGCUACAUGUGGGAAUGCCCUGAUUUCUUCGAGCUCGAUGGGAAAUAUGUACUUCUGUUUUCACCACAAGGUGUUGCAGCUCAGGGGGAUAAAUACAAAAACUUGUACCAAACGGGUUACAUACUAGGUGAUUUUGAUUACUCGACUCUUAAAUUUACUCCUACAUCCGAAUUCAAGGAACUCGAUCACGGUCAUGAUGUGUACGCAACUCAGACUGUACUGGACAACCAGGGACGUAGAAUUGUGAUUGCUUGGUUUGAUAUGUGGGACCAAAAUUACCCGGAACGCUACGAUGGUUUCACUGGUCUCAUGACCUUACCUAGAGAAUUGAAGCUUUCUUCAGAUGGAACUAUUAUUCAGAAGCCAGUAGAAGAAAUGUCUAGAGCUCAAGGGCGCAGUUUGAUCCCCGGAAGAGGGCACAGGGGAAGCUCAAGAGUUUAUACUCUACGAGACAAAGCCGGAGAAAUUAAUGUUCAUGCUGAUGCUUCUAAUGACCUUAAUUUAUACAUCGAGUCUGGAUCUGUGCGAGUGACUCUAUCUUACGAUGCAGCCAAGGGCCAGGUGACGCUGAAUCGUGGAGGCACCGACGGUGUCCGUCGCACAGAAUGGAAACCUUCAGGACAGUUAAAAUGGAGAAUCUUUGUGGAUGCGAGCUCUGUUGAGCUGUUUUGUGGGGAAGGCGAGGUAACUUUCUCGAGCCGAUUCUUCCCUGAUGGUCCUAUCAAAGUUCGCUUAGGACAACAGUCGAGGGCUGAACAUAUUAGCGUUCAUGAGAUAUUGCGCACUGUCCCUCACGGCGGACAUGAUAACGAGAGAUGGCACGUUUGUGUUGGAGGUUAAUGUGGUCACUUAAUAUUUGGGUUGUGAGCAUCGUAAAUAAUUAUCUUUAUAAAUAUGUAGUACCCAAAGAAGUAUAGGAAAAUAUUUAGUUCAUGUUUAUUCAAUAUUUAAGAUACAUUUUAUUGAACUAUGGAUAGAUUAAAAUGUUAUAUUUAUAUCUUUGAAUUAAAUGAAUUAGCAUUA